Molecule: messenger RNA, 2247 nt
Organism: Panonychus citri (citrus red mite)
Lineage: Eukaryota; Metazoa; Arthropoda; Arachnida; Trombidiformes; Tetranychidae
Product: ATP-binding cassette sub-family F member 2-like
Exons: 4
Coding region: 181-2013 (610 amino acids)
Molecular function (GO): ATP binding; ATP hydrolysis activity
Source: RefSeq, a predicted model, not a curated record
CCAUGCUGAUUGGUUGGGGAAUUUGUUGAUUGUUUGAUUCUUAAUUGUGUAAUUACAAUUUAAUUUGUACACUUUUGCCUGUUAAUUGUAUAUUUCCUUUAGUCGGAAAAUAAUUUAGUGUUAAAUUUGUUUAAAUUGUUGUUUCUCUCUGUUGUCUAUUAAUCGAGCUGAUUGAUCAUCAUGCCUUCUGAUAGUAAAAAGAAACGUGAAGCCAAGAAAAAGGAACAAGCCAAAGCAAGAGAUGUAACCAAAAAAGAGACACCAAAAGAUUCAACUAAUGGGGUGAAAAAUUGUGGUAAAGGUGAUGCCGAAGAUGAACUGGUCGCGAAAAUGGAAAGAGAUUUGGACAUUAAUGCUGAAUUUCGAUCAUGUACUGGUGUCCUUGGAGUUCAUCCUCGAUCAAGGGAUAUCAAGAUUGAUAAUUUCUCAUUAACUUUUCAUGGAUGUGAAAUGUUAACUGAUACUAAAUUAGAACUUAAUUGUGGUCGUCGUUAUGGUCUGAUUGGUCUUAAUGGUUCUGGUAAAAGUACUCUACUAUCAGCUAUUGGAAAAAGAGAGAUUCCAAUUCCUGAUCAAAUUGAUAUUUAUCAUUUAACUCGUGAAAUUCCGCCUUCCAAUAAAUCGGCUUUGGAAGCUGUUCUAGAUGUCGACCAAGAGAGAGCCAGACUAGAAAAAUUAGCUGAAGAACUUGUUCAAAAUGAUGACGAACAAUCUCAGGAUCAAUUAAUGGACAUUUAUGAAAGAUUGGAUGAAAUUGGUGCUGACAAAGCUCAAGCAAAAGCUGCUUACAUCCUCCAUGGUUUAGGAUUCACUGCAGAAAUGCAAGCUAAAGCAUGUAAAGAUUUUUCUGGAGGUUGGAGAAUGAGAAUCGCUUUAGCCAGAGCUUUAUAUGUUAAGCCUCAUCUUUUACUACUCGAUGAGCCAACAAAUCAUCUUGAUUUAGAUGCUUGUGUCUGGUUAGAAGAAGAAUUGAAAAAUUAUAAAAGAAUCUUAGUUAUGGUUUCCCACUCUCAGGACUUCAUGAAUGGUAUUUGUACCAAUAUAAUUCAUCUUUAUAAUGGAAAGUUACACUAUUAUGGUGGUAAUUACGAUGCUUUUGUUAAAACUAGACUUGAAUUAUUGGAAAAUCAAGCUAAAAGAUACAAUUGGGAACAAUCUCAAAUAUCACACAUGAAAGAAUAUAUUGCUCGUUUUGGUCAUGGUAGUGCUAAACUUGCUCGUCAAGCUCAGAGUAAAGAAAAAACUUUGGCUAAAAUGGUCGCUGGAGGUUUAACAGAAAAAGUAGUUUCCGACAAAACUUUGACCUUUUAUUUUCCCUCCUGUGGUGGAAUACCUCCUCCUGUGAUAAUGGUGCAAAACGUUUCCUUCCGUUAUAAGGAUGAUGGUCCAUUGAUUUACAAAAAUCUUGAGUUUGGUGUUGAUCUUGACUCGAGAAUUGCAUUAGUUGGCCCCAAUGGGGCUGGUAAAUCAACUCUAUUGAAACUUAUCUAUGGUGAAUUAGUCCCAACUGAUGGUCUUGUUAGGAAAAAUUCUCACCUUCGCCUAGGGCGUUAUCAUCAACAUCUCCAUGAAUUGUUAGACUUGGAUGUAUCAGCUUUAGAUUACAUGAUGAGAGCUUUUCCCGAUGUUAAAGAACGUGAAGAAAUGAGAAAAAUUAUUGGUCGCUAUGGUUUAACAGGUCGACAGCAAAUUUGUCCAAUCAGACAAUUAUCUGAUGGUCAACGAUGUCGAGUUGUUUUUGCUUGGCUUGCAUGGCAAGUACCUCACAUGCUACUUCUAGACGAACCUACUAAUCACUUGGAUAUUGAAACAAUUGAUGCUCUUGCUGAUGCAAUCAACGAUUUCGAUGGAGGUUUGAUGCUCGUUAGUCACGACUUUAGACUUAUCAGUCAGGUUGCAAAAGAAAUUUGGAUUUGUGAAAAUCAAACAAUCACCAAAUGGGGAAAGGAUAUUUUAGCUUACAAGAAUCUUCUUAAGAAGCGAAUUAUGAAAGAAAAUGCCAAGCCCGAAUGAUGAACAUGAUUCUAACUAUAAUUCUUAUCAAUAAAUUGUUCAUUCGUAAUUUUCUGUUUUCUACCCAAAACAAAAUCAUUGGAGUUUCAAGAUACGUGCAAUAUCAAUUUUCUACAACUCUGAUGUUGAUAACUUUUGCUAUCUCAUGACGAAUCUAUUGGAAUCUUUUUGUAUCUCAAUGAACCGAAUACUUUAAACGUCGACUUAUACAGAUAAACGAUUUGAACUUUCCAA